CACGUGACCUGCCAAGUUAAGCCCCGCCCCUCAUUGAAGACACGGACAGACCGUUCUAAAAAGGAAGGACUGCAUCGAGAGAACAAUGGGAGUUGACGUCGAGACUCUUAGACCCGGGGACGGAAAGACUUUUCCGAAGAAAGGGAGCAAGGUCGCCGUGCACUACGUCGGCACGCUGACAAACGGGAAGAAAUUUGACUCCUCCAGGGACCGAGGAGAGCCCUUCACGUUUAAAAUUGGAGCUGGUGAAGUUAUUCGCGGCUGGGAUGAAGGUGUAGCUCAGAUGAGCGUUGGCCAGUUGGCCAAGCUGACCUGCUCUCCGGAUUUCGCUUAUGGAUCCAAAGGUUAUCCACCCGUCAUCCCUGCAAACGCUACCCUCAUCUUUGAGGUUGAGCUCCUGAAAUGCUGAGUUUUUACACUGAAAGCUAUUCCAGAGUAUUGUUUUUUGGGAAUUUGUUUUUUUUUUUUUUUCCUGUCUACAUUUUUCACAAAUGGUUCUUUAGUGAAAUGGUAAAUGAAUUGUACUUGUAUAAAGCUUUGUUAGAAAUAUGGAAUCAGAAGCCUAUUCUCACACAAUGACCAUCAUGCUAAUGACAACUGUGCUAUAUUGGUGCUAAUCUAAUUCUCAGGCCCAUGAACUUGAAGUGAACAUUGGAUCAAUCUGGCUUCAUUAUUUAUUUAUUUUUUCCCCUUAAACCCAAAUGAUAUUGACAUUCCCUGUUUUUUAAAGUAAAUAUAACAGACCACAAGUAACAGAAAUGGUGCAGUACUGAUAACUUGGACCAUGCAAAAACACACACUGGGAAUGUAACACGGUUAUCCUGCAAAGUUUAGACAAAGGGAUUUUAUCUUAAUUUUAUGAUGUUUCAUAUUUGAUCAUAAAGACUAACAAAUAUAUACUGGUCCUUCUAUAUAAAUUUAUUCAUCAAUGUGCUUGAAGCAACCGAUAAAUAAAAUUUGACUGGUUUCCAAAAGACUAUAUAUAUUCUUUUUAAAUUAAUUCAUUCACAUUAAAUCAAAUAAACUAAAAGCACAUGGGUGAGAAAGUGCAAGUGACACAAAAUACAAUCUUCUCACGAAAGCUUUUUUUUUUUUCCACGUGAUUUUUUAUUUUUAAGGUUUUUGUGCUUCAAAAAGUAGUAUGGUGUUAAACUGACCUUAACAUUUUUAGUGAAGUGUGGUUUUCUUUUUUUCCCUUGCAGUAGAGUUGUGACUUUAUUUUGCACAUUAAAGCAAUGAAUCAAUAAGAAUUAACUCACUCAGAGCUUGUGAUUAAAGUGGUUGCCUUUUGUGUUGCUUUUUCCAGUUUAACAAGUAUUCACAUGAUUUUUUGAAAUGUUUCAAGUCUGCUUUGGGGUUGUGUUAAGUCACAGUGAAAACACUUCAUUUUUAUUUUGCAAUGCUCUUUUCCUUUUCAGUGUAACCCAUUAAGUCUGAUUAAAACCAGAAAUCUGUA
Poeciliopsis prolifica (blackstripe livebearer) is the source of this 1456-nucleotide messenger RNA. RefSeq names its product peptidyl-prolyl cis-trans isomerase FKBP1A-like. The transcript has 4 exons. NCBI's taxonomy places the organism in Eukaryota, Metazoa, Chordata, Actinopteri, Cyprinodontiformes, Poeciliidae. Gene Ontology annotation, molecular function: peptidyl-prolyl cis-trans isomerase activity. Bases 86 to 409 code for a protein of 107 amino acids. The record is from RefSeq and is a predicted model, not a curated record.